AUGGCAUUGGAGAAGGAUGAAAUCGAGGCCAACGCUGUUGAGAAUAGUGCCGACCACGAACAGAAGCAUGCUCAUGCUACUGACUUUGAGGCGCCGACACAACAUGUCCAGGAACUCGGUGAGGCACAGCACGUCAAUCUGAGCUGGCGGACAUGGGUCGUGGUCUUCGUUGCCUGUUUUGCCAUCAUGGCGCAGGUCUUCGUCGUGGUGGCGGCUGGCUCUGUGAUUGCUUUCAUUAUCCGCGAUCUCGGUGAUGGAGAGCUCGCUGGAUGGAUCAUUGAGGGCCCACUGCUGAUGCAAAGUGCCCUGUCACCGAUGGUCGGCCGUCUCAGCGACGUCGUAGACCGGAAAUACAUGGCCACUAUUCCACCCCUCAUUGCGUUCGUCGGCGCUGUCAUCUCAGCCAAGGCCACAUCAAUGCAGAUGCUUGUGGGUGGCGGUAUCCUCAUCGGCGUUACGCUGCCCACGAUUGCCAUCGUCCAAGCCAUACCCAGCGAAGUGCUGCCUCUGAAGUACCGAGCGCUGGCGAAUGGGUUUGCCUUCCUCGGUGGAGCUGUGGGUGGCCUUGUUGGCUCACUCGGGUCAGGCGCCAUGACGAACGCGAAUCCGGGCGGCUGGAGAGACAUUUUCUGGAUGCAGGCUGCCCUUCACGCGGCUACUUCGAUCGGGCUGUUCGUCUUCUACAGACCUAAACAAGGCUCCGACUAUGGCAAACUCACCUGGAAGCAGGUCUUGUGGGAAUGUGACCCCAUUGGCUCGCUGCUAUUCGUAACGAGCACGGUGCUGCUACUCUUGGCUCUGACUUGGGCUGGAGGGGCGUAUGCCUGGUCCGAAGCCCACGUUGCAGCUCCAUUGACCAUUGGCUUGGUGCUUCUGGUUGGGUUUGGCCUAUAUGAGUGGAAGGGUCGUACAGACGGUAUGGUAACUCAUGCCUUUUUCAAGGGCUCCCCCAACUUUGCCCUCUCGGUCUUUGCCUUUGCCGUCGAGGGCUGGCUCUUCUACAGCGCCGUCAACAGCAUCACCCCUCAGAUUGUGCUGAACCUCGGCUUCGAGAACAACGCAUGGGACAUAUCGAUUCGCCAACUGUCUUACCAGUUGCUUACACUCUUCGUCUCCAUUCCCAUCAUGCUCUAUUCAACCUACUACAAAGACCUCAAGUCACCCCUCCUCGUCACAUUCACAAUCUUCUUGGCCGUGACCAUCUGCUACGCCAACAUCUCCCCCAGCAUGUCAAAGGCACAGUACGGCUUCAACGUGCUUUCCGGAAUCGGCCAGUCCGGCCCGCUCACCCUCCUCGUAGCAUGCGUGCAGUUCACCGCGCCACACGCCUACCUCUCGACCGCCACAGGCCUGGCCUUUUCCGCACGAGCAAUCGGCGGCUCCUUCGGCACCGCGGUUCUCUUCGCCAUCACCAAUUCCAAACUCGGCAACACGUACGCGCGCAAAGUCGGAAACGCGGCCGUGGCGGCCGGUCUGCCUGAGUCGUCUGUGUCGGCGCUGCUGGAGGCUUUCGGUUCAGGCGCUGGCUUCGACGAGGUUCCAGGCGCGAACGCGGAUGUGAUGCUGGCGGCGACGGAUGCGAGUCAUUGGGCUUACACGCGAGCGUACCGCUUGGCUUGGUGGUCCAUCUUCCCGUUUGUGGUCGUGGCCAUCGUCGCCGUGGCUUGUCUGAAGGGCGUGAAGGAGUUGAUGACGGAAAAGGUGGAGGCUACGGUUGAGAAUGUGGCGAGGGAGGAGAGUGUAAAGGUGUGA
Messenger RNA from Cyphellophora europaea CBS 101466, 1752 nucleotides. RefSeq lists its product as uncharacterized. The record is from RefSeq and is a predicted model, not a curated record. The transcript has 5 exons. Gene Ontology annotation, molecular function: transmembrane transporter activity. Gene Ontology annotation, biological process: transmembrane transport. Bases 1 to 1752 code for a protein of 583 amino acids. NCBI's taxonomy places the organism in Eukaryota, Fungi, Ascomycota, Eurotiomycetes, Chaetothyriales, Cyphellophoraceae.